UUGAACAGACGUCUGCUAAUCAUUGCACUGUAUUGUUUCUUUUUAAUUUUCUGUGAAAGUAAAACUAUUAGCAAAAAAGACAAAAAUUUACUAGCACUAUUGGGAUAUCUCCAUGGAUAUAAAAUUGGAUAUGAUAAUGGACAUCACUUGCCCCCAAUCAUGCCAAUCAUAAUACUGCCAACAAUAAACCAACACCAGAGCAUUAGUAUACUAAAAACGAUUUACCAAAAUGAAAAGAACAACCAAUCUUCACAACCGGCUAAACCUGAAUCAACGAACUCUACCGACUAUAACGACGAAUUCGAAGAUGUAGAAGUGCUCAAUCAGUCCUCAAGCAGAGAUUCUCCUGAACCAAAAAUUAAUAAAAAUGAAUUUGAAGAAGUUAACGACUUGUUACGAGCUACUACGAAAAAUGCAACAGCUGUCAAUACAUCAACUGUUCAGGCUCAAACAGAAACUACCACAAAUGUUCCUGAAGAUAAAACUACAAUACCAUCGAAUACUACUGAAACCCCAGAUAUUGGAUACCCAACGGCUGUGUAUAAUAAUGAAUUCGUCACUUCUGUAGAAUUGACAACUACAGAAAGUGAUAAAGGGUCGGAUCUUCCUCCAGUAGAUGAUAAUAGGUGGCAAAACUUUACUAAUGUUGUGUCAAAUGCUACACAAGUAAAUGGCAGUCUACAUACUUCAACUACGCAACACUGGGGUCCCUAUCCGGCUGCCAUAUAUGACAAUAGUGCGGUAAAUAACCUUGAACUAACGACGCCAGUUUACCAAAACGAUACAUUUCUUCCACCAGUUGGGGAUGAGAGAUGGAAAAACUUUUCUUCUGACACAUUUUACGAUAAUUCGGGGCAGUUUAAGCCGUUAGCGGGUUUGUAUUAUGAUGGAUUCUUGCACAAACCUUUGAAGAAGGUAGGUUUUGUUCCAAGACCGAACUACAUAUUUUAAUAGGUAUGAUGUCAAUCUUUUUUUUUUAAUCUAUCUUGUAUAAAGAUUACAAUUAAUUUACAAUAAUUAAAAAAAACUUUAUACAUAAAUAGAUAAGGCAAUAUUUACAAAAAAAAAUAAAGUAAAAUAAAAAGUAUAUCAUCUUAAAAACAGUAUCCCCAGAUCCAUCAGUAUGGUUAGCGCUGCCCAGAAGGCUGGGGAAUAAAUUGUAAAUAAAUAGGUACUGUUAUUUACUCGUAAAAAUUCUAUCCAUUUAAAUGGUAACGUGUAUGUUUAUUGGAUUUGGAUUAAUCAUUUCGUGGAUCACAAACGUAAUAUAUCUCGCACGUCCAACGCGACAAGAUCGUAAAAUCUGAACAAUGCCGGUAACUAUUGCAAGUCGACGAGGCUCUAAAAUUGGUAUUGUCAGAACGUACUCGUAAAGCAAGCAUCAGCUUUUGUAUUCCAGCUCAUGUGUGUAACAUUGUUAUGUGUGGAUCGUUGCAGAUGUCAAGGUAAUACAGCCACUCAUCUACAACAUGAUCCGAAUUCAUAGGGCCAUUUAUCAAAAUGGCAUUUUUUUGUAACUGCGUUUCUUCGAUUGAGUACACAUUUCAGAUACUACCAAUAUUAUAAGUGAUUUAAUUUUAAUGUAGUUAAUUAAGUAUUAGUAGAUAUUUCUAUUUGAAUUUCUAUUUGGUCAAAUAAUCAAA
Messenger RNA from Ostrinia nubilalis (European corn borer), 1643 nucleotides. RefSeq lists its product as uncharacterized. The transcript is spliced from 2 exons. NCBI's taxonomy places the organism in Eukaryota, Metazoa, Arthropoda, Insecta, Lepidoptera, Crambidae. The record is from RefSeq and is a predicted model, not a curated record. Bases 160 to 951 code for a protein of 263 amino acids.